Adineta ricciae is the source of this 705-nucleotide messenger RNA. NCBI's taxonomy places the organism in Eukaryota, Metazoa, Rotifera, Eurotatoria, Adinetida, Adinetidae. The record is from the annotation of a GenBank genome assembly.
AUGGAUGGUAGGUUUUUAGCAGCGCCGUCAAUGUCUGAUCAAAUCUUUCUCGUUUGUAUGGUCUUUUACCAGAUCGAAAAAAAAUCAACGUACCAACAAAUUUUUAAAGAAUUAACAAGUAUUGCGGCAUUGAAAAACAAAUUAUUUCAACCUGAAAGAGUUGAUAGUGAUUUUGAAAUCGGUUUGAUAUCAGCUGUAGCCGCUGAAUUUCCUCAAGCUAUUCAUCAAAGUUUUUAUUUUCAUUACAAUCAGUGUCUUAAUCGACGUAUUCAAAGUUUAGGCUUAAGCACAACUUAUGCUGAAGACGAUGAAAUCAGAUCAUGCCGUCGUAAAUUAAUGUCACUUUGUCCUUUGCCGCUUCAAGACGUUGAAAAUCAAUUUUACAAUUUACAAGCAUCGUUAGAUUCACGACUAAAGCAGGAACUGCGUCAAUUAUUUUUGUAUUUUCGAAAGCAUUGGAUCAUUGAUGUACCACUCCAAAUGUGGAAUUUUCAUGAUACUCUACAUCGUACGAGCAAUAUUUCUUUUCACAGCCGAUUGAAUAGACAUAUUGAACCUUCCUAUUCAAACAUAUGGUCUUUCAUCAAUUGUCUUAUCGGUGGAGAAUGCCGGUUUCAACACUUAUAUAGUCAAAUUAAUGCUAGUACACAGCAACUGCCAAAAGCAAACGCAGCUGAUACAAUGCAAAAGCGAAUCGAGAUUUAA